This is a messenger RNA of Lolium perenne, 714 nucleotides long. The record is from RefSeq and is a predicted model, not a curated record. Lineage: Eukaryota; Viridiplantae; Streptophyta; Magnoliopsida; Poales; Poaceae.
AUGUCCCUAAGGUUGAUCUAUCUUUCCCCCAUCAUUUCCCCUUCAAUUUCAUCCGAUUUCGUGCAAAUCCGACGAUUUUCGGUCCGCCCGUGGUCAAAAUCGACGAACAGCUCGAGCUGUUCUUGGCGGCCGGCACUGCCGGGCAGUGCACAGUGGCACUGCCGCUCGACCGGCACUGCCGGUUGGACGUGGCCGGCACUGCCGCCAGCCGUCGUCUUCUCCCUGCUCACCACGCCGCCGCCUCGCCUCGCUCCUUCCGUUUGGCCCGGCCGCUUCCGCCCGCAGAGCAGCCAGCUACCGAGACGCGCCCGACCGCCACACCUCGUCACCGGGCACGCGCGCGCCACCAGCAACCAGGCCCCGCCGCAUCCGCCCGCUCAGCGCCCCGGCGCGCGCGCCGCACAAGCAGCACCACGCGCCUGCCUCGCCCGCCCUGCGCCAACCUCGCCGCCUCCACAGCGCGCUCGAGCAGCCCCACCGCUCGCCCGCAUCCACCCGCCCCAAUCGCCACGCGCGCCGCACCACCUCGCGCCCGCCCGCGCAGCGCUCAAGCCGCCCAGCCGCCGAUCGCCCACGCCACGCCUGGCCCUCCACCCGCUCGGCCUUGACCACCAGCAGCGCCCAGGCUCCACCCGACUCCAGCGCUACACGCAACAGCAGCAGCUCCGCUUCCGCCCGGCAGUGCCGCUCGACCAACCCCGGCAGUGCCGCUGA